Messenger RNA from Anoplopoma fimbria (sablefish), 4859 nucleotides. It is a transcript of the gene edem3, whose product is annotated as ER degradation enhancer, mannosidase alpha-like 3. The coding region runs from base 1128 to 3935 and encodes 935 amino acids. Gene Ontology annotation, cellular component: membrane; endoplasmic reticulum. Gene Ontology annotation, molecular function: mannosyl-oligosaccharide 1,2-alpha-mannosidase activity; calcium ion binding. Gene Ontology annotation, biological process: endoplasmic reticulum mannose trimming; mannose trimming involved in glycoprotein ERAD pathway; carbohydrate metabolic process. The record is from RefSeq and is a predicted model, not a curated record. The transcript is spliced from 20 exons. Lineage: Eukaryota; Metazoa; Chordata; Actinopteri; Perciformes; Anoplopomatidae.
UUUUCAUCGCGACGGCAUCCGGUUUUAUAAGGCAGGCUAGUCCGGCGAAACAGCAGUUUACGGCUAAUUUGACCACUUUUUUUUUUUUACCUGAAGGGAAGAAGAGAUCAGAGUCGGCUCUGCUGCCCAACAAUGGACGCGGAAUUUGUCGAUUUUCUUGUAUUAUUGAUCCGUCCGAUCGUUGUCGCCAGCGUGGCUAGUUAGCCCAGCCGGCUAGCUGGCUUCAUAAACCCUGACUGGGGCUCAGCUGCUUGUCCUGAGUGGCUGACGAAAACAGAGAGAAAUGUCAACAGGAGAAAGAUAUUAACGUGUUUUUUUUAAAAAAAAAGAAAAGGUGUGGAAACAGUAUGAGCAGGAGCUUCAAAGAGGUGUUGGUUUGGUUUCUGGUUUAAUUGGCUUCAUAUGUGUGGAUUGGGAUUGUUACCAUAAAUAAGACUUUAUUAUAAGGAUUGUUAAUUCUGCAGUGAGUCUGAUUUGUGUGUCGUGAUAUCUGAAAAGCCUCGAGGUUUCUGUGACUGCUGCUGCGUGGAGACUACAUGUAGAAAAACACUUUUAUUUAAAUGUGCAUCAUUUGAUCGCAGGGUUAAUUGUGCAGGUUUUUUUUUUGCUUUCUGGCACAGUUGCAUGUAACGUUAUCUUUUUUUUGGCGUGUCAACGUGUCACACCUGCGCACAAUGUGGAAAAAUAAACAGGCGUGACUAAAACCCAACCUUGAACCACAACUAAUGCACCUCUAUCAGUGACACGUCGAUACUUGUUUACUUGAAAUAACAACAUUCCUAGAAAGUGUUAUUUAAUUGCAGUUUUGCAUUGUAAGCGCACACUGUACAUAGUGGGUGAUUGACUUGUAUUCUUGUUUCUUGGGGAGGCCCAAGAUUCAGCAACAAACUAACAUGAUCACCUGAUGCUUUCUGUUCAUAUUAGUGAUUAAGUGGUACAUCUUAGGCCAAGCCAAAAAGUGCUUUAUCAUGAUCUCAGAGGUGUAACAUGAAUGGGGUGGAGUGGGUUUGUGUUGCUUAGGUGUUUUUUUUUUUUUUUUUUUGUUAGUUUGAGCUAUUUGGUUAGGGCAGCGGUGAUGACUAGGUAUUUGCUCUGUGACUGACCAAGAGGAGCCAAACUGUAGUUUUAUGAAUAUUACUGCCAUCUUGCCCACUACCACAAUGCCGGGUGGACUGUUCUUAUUGAUGCUGCUUGGAGCACUAUGCAGCCUCGGACAGGCCAUGUCACGGGAGGAGAGGCACAGGUUGAGGAACCAAGUGGUUGAGAUGUUUGACCAUGCAUAUCAGAAUUAUAUGGACCACGCAUACCCAGCAGAUGAGCUGAUGCCACUAACAUGCAGGGGAAGAGUUCGUGGGCUUGAGCCCAGCCGAGGUGACGUAGACGACGCGCUGGGAAAGUUCUCUUUGACCCUCAUAGACACACUGGAUACUCUGGUGCUUUUGAACAAGACGACAGAGUUUGAGGCUGCUGUGAGAAGAGUCCUGACAGAUGUGAGGCUGGACAACGACAUCGUGGUAUCGGUCUUCGAAACCAACAUACGAGUCCUUGGCGGUCUGUUGGGAGGGCACUCCAUGGCUGUGAUGCUGAAGGAGGGAGGUCAAAACAUGCAGUGGUACCAGGAUGAGCUCCUGCAUAUGGCCAAAGACCUGGGCCUCCGACUGCUGCCAGCCUUCAACACCAGUAGUGGCCUUCCUUAUCCCAGGGUGAACCUGAAGUUUGGUGUCAGGGGUCCCGAGACGAGAACAGGCACAGAGACAGACACCUGCACCGCCUGUGCCGGAACCAUCAUCCUGGAGUUUGCUGCCUUAAGUCGCUUCACUGGAGAUCCUGUGUUUGAGGCCCAUGCCCGGAGAGCUCUGGACUUUCUGUGGGAGAAGAGACAGAGAAACAGCAAUCUGGUGGGAACCACCAUCAACAUCCACUCUGGAGAGUGGGUGCGAAGGGACAGCGGAGUCGGAGCGGGAAUUGACUCGUACUAUGAAUACCUGCUAAAGGCUUACAUCCUCUUGGGAGAUGACCUGUUUCUGGAGCGGUUCAAUAUUCACUAUGCAUCUAUAAUGAAGUACAUAAGUCAGCCUCCACUGCUGCUGGACGUCCACAUCCACAAACCUCUGCUUCCCGCUCGCACCUGGAUGGACUCUCUGCUGGCCUUCUUCCCUGGACUGCAGGUGUUGAAGGGAGACAUCCGUCCUGCCAUCGAGACUCAUGAGAUGCUGUAUCAAGUUACAAAGAAACACAACUUCCUCCCAGAGGCCUUCACCACUGAUUUCAGGGUACACUGGGCCCAACAUCCCCUGAGGCCUGAGUUUGCAGAGAGCACCUAUUUCCUUUACAAGGCCACAGGAGACCCGUAUUACCUGGAGGCUGGUCGCACCAUCCUGGACAACCUCAACCGCUUCGCCCGCGUUCCCUGCGGCUUCGCUGCUAUGAAGGACGUCCGCACAGGAAGCCACGAGGACAGAAUGGACUCGUUCUUCCUUGCUGAGAUGUUCAAAUACCUCUUCCUGCUGUUCGCUGACGCGGAGGACAUACCGUUUGACGUGGAGGACUACGUCUUCACCACCGAGGCCCACCUGCUGCCCCUGUCCCUCUCCACAGCCCCUCACUCUUCAUCCAUCCCCUCCAACAGAACGUCCGAGGACCUGGACGACUCGAACUUCGAUUGGACCUGCCCUAACACCCGCCUCCUGUUUCCUGACCCCGCCUACCCUCGCAACCUGAGAGAUCCAAUCCGUAGCGCCGUGGACAAGAGCUGCCCCCGCCCCGCUGCUUACCGGGAGCCCGGUAUGGGUCGUCCUCCCCUGAGGGCUCAGGACUUCAUGGCAAACAACCCUGAACAUCUGGAGCUGCUGAGGAGAAUGGGAGUCAGUCUGAUCCACCUGAAGGAUGGCAGAGUGCAGCUGGUCCAGCAUGCUACACAGGCGGUGAGUGCGGUGGCAGCGGAGGACGGCGUGCGCUUCAUGCAGGAGAUGAUGGAGCUGUCCAGCCAGCAGCAGAAAGAGCAGCUGCCUCCCAGAGCCAUUCAGAUCGUCUCGCAUCCGUUCUUUGGCAGGGUCGUGCUGACCGCCGGCCCAGCGCAGUUUGGCAUAGACCUUUCCAAAAGUUCCACCGGGGCUCGAGGCUUCGUGACCGUGGCCGAACCCUACAGCGGCUGCACCGAGAUCACCAAUGCCGAGUACGUCCGGGGCCACAUCGCUCUGCUCCAGAGGGGUCAGUGUAUGUUUGCGGAGAAGGCCCGACACAUCCAGAAGGCCGGCGCCAUCGGAGGCAUCGUCAUCGACGACAACGACGGCAGCAGCAGCGACACGGCUCCCCUGUUCCAGAUGGCGGGAGACGGCCGCAGCACGGACGACGUCACCCUGCCGCUCCUCUUCCUCUUCCACAAGGAGGGCAACAUCCUGUUGGAGGCGCUGAAGGAGUACAGGGAGGUGGAGGUGCUGCUGAGCGACAAAGCCAGGGACAGAGGUGUGGAAGUGCAAGAAGCGGAGGAAGACUGCUUAACUGAGGCAACAACUCCCACCUCAUUCGAACCUAUUGGCCAAUCGCAAAUGAGCACGUUGGAGCUAGACGACCUGGCUCCCGAGCCGGUUACUCCAUCACAGGAGGAGGUCAGUCCUGAGGAGGAAGACACAAGUCCCGCAGAGGACGUUAGACAACCGGAAGAGGACGUUAGACAACCGGAAGAGGACAUUAGACAACCGGAAGAGGACGUUAGACAACCGGAAGAGGACUCUAGUCCCGCAGAGGACGACAGACCACCAGAGGAGGAAGGUACAGAGGCUGAUUUGGCUCAGCCCACAGAGGAGAGAGACUCUGAGAACAGAGAGGAGCCCGAGGGCGACACAGACUCGAGCAGCCAGUCGGUGGAUGAACUGCUGGCUGAUUGGCGGGAAGACUUGGAGGCGUUCCAGCAGAUGGAGAAGGAUGAGCUCUGACAGUCGUCGGGCGCGUCGAAGCCGCGUGACCGCGGUCGGAUCUCCACCGUGGGGGAAGAAACCUGGAGGGGGACGCAUCUUCACAAGUCACACCAGGGUCAGUCUGGUGAGCUCAGAGGGAGUCGAGGAGAAGCCUCACAUGACUGUCCGUUCUCCUGCUCUCUGUUGAUGGUAUCAUGUGCCAAGGCAGCCCACAUCCUGUAUCUCCGGACCACAAGGGAGUCCCUAUUGGUCCGGUAGUUUUAGGGGAUGAGAGACCAGGGUUCUUAUCUCAUGCAGUUACGGUUCCAUAACCACCCUUAAUGAAUUACAAGGACCAGACUGUGUGUAACAGCGUCUCUCUUUCCACUCCAAUUUACUUCUCACACUGGUGCUCUCUCUAUGCAUCUCUGAGUCAAAUGAAUGCCGGUCCAACAACUAAUAAUUAAUCCAUCGACCAAUUAGUUUUAAUUUUAAAAGUGUGAUAAAUACGUGUGAUGAUGCAUUUACUAUCCUCCUGGUCUUGGGCCUUUUAUUCUAUGUACACAUUGAUGUGAGUUAAAGACUUGAUUCAUGUUGGGGGGGGGUUUGGUGACGUUGAAUAAGCUGCAGGAUGUUUUCAUGGCUUAAUGGUAUUUAGACUCGACACCAAACUUAAUCUCUCUGGAGGACUUAUGAAGUCAUCUGUCAAUGUAAAUAUGUAUUUGUCAAGAUAUAGUGACUGAAACAUUAUAGCGCUGCUUCGCUCAGGUUCUGGUUCACCCUCCACAAACGACCUCUGGACCACAUCAGGGUGGAGCAGACACACCUUCAGCAGCGUGGUGGGAGAGAUGAGUAGCCCACAAGGCGCCACAGGAGGGCGCUAUGAGAUCUGUGUGAUUGGAAGGAGCAGAAUUAAGCCAAUAAGUUAACAUGAUGAAAUUAAAUAAAAAAUGAAGAGGGGAA